AUGAAAUCUUCCCUCUUUCUGUUCACAUCCCUCUGCGCUCUAGUAGCCGCCCUAGUCCAUGCUUCCUCCCCGGUUUCUCCCCUCCCUUCAAUCCCUGCAUCUGGCUCUGGGAUGAUGGUCGACAACAUACCUCCCAACAAUAAUAUCCCGGGCGGUGGUAUUGGCUCUUCUUCCCACAUGGUUAACGAACGUGCCCUCGCAAAGGCUGUCCCGGAUACAUACGACUCGUCCACAUAUCAUGACGCGGCCGCUGAAAAAGAAGCAGAAGAAUUGGCCCUCGCAUUGGAUGCUGCGAGUGAAAAUGCAGCGGAGGAUGAAGGUGCCGAUGAGAAUGCAAAGGUGAAGAGGAGACGCAAAAGUCGAGGAAGAAGGGAGACAGGAGCAUGUAGGAAGUACACUUCGGCUAAGUGUGAGGAGUGUCAGAUAGAGUGGAAGUUGUACCAAGCGUGUUUGUGCAAGAAGAAUGGAAGUGGUGUGGACGUGUGUAUGCAGGACAAACGUCAGAACUAUGACAUUUGUGCGAAGAAAGAGUGUCUAUAA
Alternaria atra is the source of this 540-nucleotide messenger RNA. RefSeq lists its product as uncharacterized. The record is from RefSeq and is a predicted model, not a curated record. The transcript is spliced from 2 exons. Lineage: Eukaryota; Fungi; Ascomycota; Dothideomycetes; Pleosporales; Pleosporaceae. The coding region runs from base 1 to 540 and encodes 179 amino acids.